Messenger RNA from Chenopodium quinoa (quinoa), 864 nucleotides. RefSeq lists its product as uncharacterized. The record is from RefSeq and is a predicted model, not a curated record. Lineage: Eukaryota; Viridiplantae; Streptophyta; Magnoliopsida; Caryophyllales; Amaranthaceae. Bases 1 to 864 code for a protein of 287 amino acids. The transcript has a single exon.
AUGGUUGAUUCACAACUAGCUCAAUUGGCCGAGAGAGUCCCUUUCAACUCACCUUCUACUCUACGCAGACAAUCACAAACUAACCCUUCCAACAUCAGGAAACCCGACUCUUGCAAGGAAAUCACAUUGAGAUCGAGCACAUCCUAUGAGGGUCCUAAGAAGGGGGAUAGUGAGGAAAAGAAGGAAGGAGAAGAGAGUGGGGGUGAAGACAAGGAAAUUGAGGAAGAGAAGGUUGUUGAGAAAGAAAAAAGUAUGGAGAAGAAGAAGCUUAGAGAUGAGAAAACAACUUCAACUCCUAGUGAGGCUAGGAAUCUUGAUGGGCCGGUUCCAUUUCCUGGUCGACUUGCGGAGAGGAAAUUGAAUGACAAGUUUGCAAAGUUCCUUAGUGUGAUGAAGAAUUUGCACAUCAACCUCCCUUUCAUCGAAGUUGUCACUCAGAUGCCUUCAUACUCCAAGUUCCUCAAGGAUAUUCUCACCAACAAGAGGAAGCUCAAUGAUGAGCUCAUCAUUAUUCCCCAUCAAGUGAGUGCACUUGUUCAACAUAAGAUGCCUAAGAAGCAAAAGGAUCCGGGAAGCUUCACUUUGCCGGUAAGGAUUGGGAACAUGGAAGCUAGGGGCGCCUUAGCUGAUCUUGAAGCAAGUGUUAGCUUGAUUCCUCUAUCCAUUUCCCAUAAGCUUAACAUUGAAAUGAUCCCUACAAGGAAGACUAUCCAAUUGGCCUACCGUUCGGUGAAGUUACCUUGUGGUGAUCUUGAAGACGUUCCCAUUCAAGUUGGGCAUAUUUAUGUACCUUGCAAUUUUGUAGUGAUGGAUAUGGAAGAAGAUGUCGAUACUCCUUUGAUUUUGGGUCGUGAAGCUCUUUAG